AUGGAAGAGGUUCAAUGCUAUCUGUUCACCGAUUUGCUUCUACUGUUGUCGGAGCAGCAGUCCAGGAGUUCGCCGAGGAUGGAGCGCACCUGUCGUCACCGAUUGCCCCUCCUAACCCUCUCCCUCCCGUCGUCCCUCUCCACCAGCAAAGGGAAGGAGGACGGCAAGUUUUUGUUGAGCACGUCACGAGAUACGUUCGUGUUCGAGUGCCAGAGCGCGGAGGAGGGCGUCGAGUGGAUGACCGCCCUGCGGGACAACAUCCGCCACCUGCUCGAGAAGCAGGCCACCUUCGAAGCCGCAAAGCUGCAGGGCUCCACCAAGAAAGUUUCGUGA
Messenger RNA from Acanthamoeba castellanii str. Neff, 333 nucleotides. RefSeq lists its product as uncharacterized. The transcript is spliced from 3 exons. NCBI's taxonomy places the organism in Eukaryota, Discosea, Longamoebia, Acanthamoebidae. The coding region runs from base 1 to 333 and encodes 110 amino acids. The record is from RefSeq and is a predicted model, not a curated record.